Molecule: messenger RNA, 1125 nt
Organism: Budorcas taxicolor (takin)
Lineage: Eukaryota; Metazoa; Chordata; Mammalia; Artiodactyla; Bovidae
Gene: GULP1
Product: GULP PTB domain containing engulfment adaptor 1
Exons: 13
Coding region: 1-1125 (374 amino acids)
Source: RefSeq, a predicted model, not a curated record
AUGAACCGUGCUUUUAGUAGAAAGAAAGACAAAACAUGGAUGCAUACUCCUGAGGCUUUAUCAAAACAUUACAUUCCCUAUAAUGCAAAGUUUCUUGGCAGCACUGAAGUAGAGCAGCCCAAAGGAACAGAAGUUGUGAGAGACGCUGUAAGGAAACUAAAGUUUGCAAGACAUAUCAAGAAAUCUGAAGGCCAGAAAAUUCCCAAAGUUGAGUUGCAAAUCUCAAUUUAUGGAGUAAAAAUUCUAGAACCCAAAACAAAGGAAGUUCAACACAAUUGCCAGCUUCACAGAAUAUCAUUUUGUGCAGAUGAUAAAACUGACAAGAGGAUAUUCACUUUCAUAUGCAAAGAUUCCGAGUCAAAUAAACAUUUGUGCUAUGUAUUUGACAGCGAAAAGUGUGCUGAAGAGAUAACAUUAACAAUCGGCCAAGCAUUUGACCUGGCGUACAGGAAAUUUCUAGAAUCUGGAGGAAAAGAUGUUGAAACAAGAAAACAGAUUGCAGGGUUACAGAAAAGAAGCAGCAGAAGCAGCAGAUGCUGGAUUCAAGACUUAGAAACAGAAAAUACGGAACUUAAAAACAAAGUACAAGAUUUGGAAAACCAGUUAAGAAUAACCCAAAUAUCAACACCUCCACUGCUGCACAAAAUGUCUGAUCAUGAGCCACACGGGUUUCAGAGAUGCUCGCCCUCUUUCUGGCAUAGUACUGAUGAUUCAUCUCCCUGUCUAAAUAUUUCUUCCAUUAUUGUCACUCCUGUCAACUCUCCUGAUUCCAGACUAUCAUUGGGACUGUUAAUACCACCACCUUCUAAACGGGGCCUUCCCAAGCCACACAGUGACAACAGCAUCCCAAGACCUCAUGCAGGCAGUGUGACAGCUAAGUCACCCUCUACUGACAUCUUUGAUAUGAUUCCAUUUUCUCCAGUAUCACACCAGUCUUCAAUACCUACUCACAAUGGCAUGCAGCCGCCUCCAGUACCUAGUCGAUCUAACGAGAUUAAACGGGACCUGUUUGGAGCGGAACCUUUUGACCCAUUUAACUGUGGAGCAGGGGAUUUCCCGCCAGACAUUCAAUCAAAAUUAGAUGAGAUGCAGCGCCAGAGAUGGAGGGGUUCAAAAUGGGACUAA